Abrus precatorius (Indian licorice) is the source of this 1186-nucleotide messenger RNA. Its product is annotated as TIMELESS-interacting protein. Bases 73 to 888 code for a protein of 271 amino acids. Gene Ontology annotation, molecular function: zinc ion binding; DNA binding. The record is from RefSeq and is a predicted model, not a curated record. The transcript is spliced from 5 exons. Lineage: Eukaryota; Viridiplantae; Streptophyta; Magnoliopsida; Fabales; Fabaceae. Gene Ontology annotation, cellular component: replication fork protection complex; nucleus. Gene Ontology annotation, biological process: DNA damage response; replication fork processing; DNA replication checkpoint signaling.
UGAGUAAAAUCCGAAUCCAAAUAACAAUGGUGGAUGGAGCAAAGUGAGAGGGAAUCGUUGUGAGAAAUAGAUAUGGAGGGAAAAGGAACAGCAACAGGGUGUUACAAGUGUGGCAGACCCGGUCACUGGUCCCGUGAUUGCCCUUUCUCUGCCCCCAAUUCAAACCCUAAUAGUAACAGCGCCACCAAUCCCAAGCCUUCUUCCGCCAGAUCUGCCUCCGACAAGCCCAAGAAGCUCCCCCGAACCAGGCCCAAACUCACUCCCGAUCUUCUUCUUUCCGACGACGGCCUCGGUUACGUCCUUCGCUAUUUUCCUCGCGAGUUCAAAUACCGUGGUCCUGGCCACGAGGUUCGUGAUUUGGGUAAUCUGCUUCAGUUGUACUCCGAAUGGCACUCUCGCUUGCUCCCUUACUACUCUUUCCAUCAAUUUAUUCACAAAGUGGAGAAAGUUGCUGCCACCAGGCGUGUAAAGACUUGCCUUAGAGAAUUGAGAGAAAGAGUUGCAAGUGGUGGAGAUCCAACAAAACUGCGUGAACCACCACCAGUUAUGGAUGACACUCCAGCUGAUGAACAAGAUGGGGGAGCAAGUCAUCAAGAGAGAGACAUGUUUGCAGAAUCUGAAAAUGUUGACAUUCAAGACGACAUUCUUAAUGAUAUAUAUGAAAAAGCUACUGAAGAACCUUCUCAGUCCACACAUAAUGAGGUUGGCGCUAUUAUGGCUUCCAAUAGUAGAGCAAUUGAAAAGACAUCAAAGGAAGUCCCAAAUAAUGGAGCCAGUCAGUCCGGCAGAGCUGAGAUAACAGACGAGCAGAGAGCUCGUAUGGAAGCAAAUAGGUUGAAGGCACUAGAAAGGCGUGCUGCUCGAGCUGCCUUAUCACAGGCCCCCUAAAUAGUUUCUUUUUUAUGGUCUGGUGAAUAUGAAUGUUAUACGAGUUGUUUGUGAUCAUGAAGAUUGAUUUGUCAAAACAGCUAAUGGAUUCGUGUUCGUUUAUGAGCUUCAUGUUUAAGUUUUAAGCGGGUUUAUUCAGUCGCUUGUUUGGGGCACUUUAUCCAAAGUGGAUGAUAAUUAUAGUGGCAAUCAGGCAAUCACUUGAAAAACAAGUUGAGAAUUUACUUACGUUUAGGUUGUAGAAAUUGAUAAACAAUGGUUGCAACUUGCAAGAACAAAAAUCGACUGUUCCACUUCU